AACGGCUGUGGCAGUCAACAGGAAAAUUCAAUGUACAUCAGAUGAAGCCUGUAUCUCUGAGUUGAAAAUGGAGUUGGUGAGAGAACCUGUGCAAUACCAAAAUACUCCUGCCAAUAAACAUGCUGGAACUUUGGCUGGACAAGGAAAUCCAACCUUCGGGAUUGUCAAGUCCAGUUUAUCGCCAAACAAAGAGUCACAUUUUGUUAUAACAGUAUUACCUCCGCGGAGUAAAGGUAGCAAUGAUCCAGCUUCAGCAACAACGGCAUCAUCGAAAGUGAAAGUGAAACCGACAAAGGGGAAUGGGGAAUACCCGUGUUCUUUUUGUGGCAAGGUGUUUGAACGAGCGGCUUACCUGACAUUGCAUAUCAGAAUGCACACGGGGGAGAAACCUUAUGCCUGCAAAGUUUGCGAGAGUAAAUUCUCACAUCAGAGCGGUUUGAAUCGUCAUAUGAGAGUUCAUACGGGAGCAAGACCUUACAAGUGCAAGUAUUGCGACAUGAGUUUCACACAGUCCACGCACAGGAACACCCACGUCAGAGCUCAUGAAGGCAUGCGAAGGCAAACCAAGCAAGGCAAGUCCAUCGCUGACAUAGAUUAUGAGGACAGACCGCUCAAAUGUCCAGAUUGUCCGAAGGCUUUUUUCAACCAGGCUGCUUUACGGUCUCACGAGAUCAUGCAUUCCGGCGAAAAACCGUUUGUCUGCAGCUACUGUGGAACGUGCUUCGGUCGGAAGUCUGCCAAAGACCGACAUGAAAGAGUUCAUGCAGGGAAAAAACCAUACCAUUGUGCUUACUGUGAUAAGACCUUUGUCUGCACCACUGGGAAAAAACGCCACGAACGUACACACACAGGAGAGAAACCGUUCAAAUGUAGUGUUUGUGAACAAAGCUUCGGGACUUCCUCGACAAGGGCUUCGCAUGUCAAAAACAUUCACGAAAAUCCACUUCCGAACCGGGUUCACUCGAACAUUUUGCCAUUGAACAAGGACUUUAAGUGCCCAGACUGUAACAGGUCUUUCGCUUUGGAACUGUCCUUGAAAAUGCAUAGAGACUUGGUUCAUAAGAAUGGCGAUCAAACAGACUCCUGGUUUACUGCUCUAAGAUGUGAAAAUCUGGUGGAAAUAGAAGCCAAGGUUGUUGGUGGACUGAACCAACCAGAUGGCCAUCGGAUGACAAUGGAAGCAUCACUUAUUGAUUGUGCCAGACCUCAUGUGUGUGCUGUGUGCGAGAAAGGCUUUGCUCGUCGGUCAACUUUGAAUGUUCAUAUUAGAACGCACACUGGAGAGAAACGUUACUGCUGCGACUUGUGUGGGGCGAUGUUUUCAGGCAGCACAGCUUUGAAGCGGCACACUGAACGACACAACAAAAUCCGGGCGUAUAAAUGUGACACAUGUGGGAAAAGUUACAUUGUAGAGCACGAACUCAAGGAGCAUAAAAAAAUACACAGUGAAAUAGCGGAACAGCUACUGAAGAAAUACCCUUGUGAUAUGUGCCAGAGAGUUUACAGGUAUCCUAGUCAGCUUAAAGUGCACAGGAGAGUACACACUGGGGAAAAACCAGCUGAGUGUACAGUGUGUGACGCCAAAUUUAUCUCUACUGCGAGCUUGGCUGUUCAUGUGAAACGAGUCCAUGAGAAGGUAAAACACUGUAAGUGUCUCUUGUGUGGGAAAGGUUUCUUUGAUGGUCAUGAGCUGUACAGACAUUCUGCAGUUCACUCCAUGCUAAAACCAUUUAAAUGUCAAAAAUGUGGCAGGUGCUUCAGCUUGGUCCGUCACCUCAAAAGGCACCAGAAAUCAGACUGUGUCAAGAAAAUGAUCACAACUGAGAGUGAAGAGAAGGAGAAAUCAGUGAUAACUGGGGUCCGAGGGAAUUGGAAAUUAGCGCGAUCUGGGAGACGCGGGAAGAAGAAAUCAGGCCAAUCGGGGGCCCGAGGGAAGAGGAAAUCUGUGAAACAUGGGACUCUACGGAAAUUGGCUUCCACGGAAAAUACUGUUGUGAAGAAAACCCAUACAUGUGACAUCUGUGACAGGAGCUUUGCUUUGGAACUUUCCAGAGAUAUGCAUGUAAAGUUAGUUCAUGGUAGAAAUGGCAAUAGUGAAAAUUCACAGUUGCAAAGUACGUGAAAGUCAUAAUGCAGACAGGAUGUGCCCAAAGAAGUUCUGAAUACCAUAUCAAUUUAUUUUUUGAGUGAUAGGUGAAAGGUUUGAUUUGAUUGGAUUGGUAUUUUAUGCCGUACUCAAGAAUAUUUCACUUAUACAAUGGCGGCCAACAUUAUGGUGGGUGGAAACCGGGGCAAAGCGCGGGGGAAAUCCACGACCAUCCGCAAGUUGCUGAUAGACCUUCCCACGUACAGCCGGAGAGGAAGCCAGUAUGAGCUGGACUUGAACUCACAACGACCGCAUUGGUGAGAGACUCCUGGGUCAUAGGACUCCUGCCCUAGCGCGCUAACCAACUGAGCCACAGAGGCCCCUGAUAGGUGACAGAUAAUCAGACUGACGAGAAACUUGGAUUUUUGUUUAACAUGCAUUGAUCGUUCACAAGAACAAUGUGUGAUAUAACAAUGUGAACCAUCACUUCAAUUUGUGAAGGUAUAAAUCUUGACAAUAUUUUUGAGUCUGGUGUAAAACAUCAAUCAGAUAAAUAUAGAUCCUGACACAUGUAUUUCAACUAUCUAUAAAUUAUGAUAUGAAUUGAUUUGGCUGUUGUUUUGUUUCUUAUAUAAAGGAUGUGGACAAGAUCUGAAGCCAUGAUCCAGAAACUCAGAUGAAAGAAAAAGUAGCUUUAAUGUUGUGUACAUGUAUCUGAACAACAUCAUUGAUUAACGUAAUGAAAGCCAGAGCCCAGUUUCACAAAGAUGUUGUACAUGUACCAUAAUCACACAUAUAGGACAAUGGUACAGUAAUAGUGAUGUAC
Messenger RNA from Liolophura sinensis, 2912 nucleotides. Its product is annotated as zinc finger protein 431-like. Gene Ontology annotation, biological process: regulation of transcription by RNA polymerase II. The record is from RefSeq and is a predicted model, not a curated record. Gene Ontology annotation, molecular function: DNA-binding transcription factor activity, RNA polymerase II-specific; RNA polymerase II transcription regulatory region sequence-specific DNA binding. The transcript has 5 exons. Gene Ontology annotation, cellular component: nucleus. Lineage: Eukaryota; Metazoa; Mollusca; Polyplacophora; Chitonida; Chitonidae. Bases 68 to 2122 code for a protein of 684 amino acids.